UCACUCAGGUGCGGAGCCAGCCUGAAGGAGACAGCGGAAGGAGUUUCUCGAACUGCGCUGUCGCUCACGGGGCCGCACCAAUCAGCACGCAGUUUGCCCUCGGGUCCGCCUCUUUAGAGGCGUGUCCCUAGUGAGUGAUAGACGGAGCCGCCCGGCCCUGCUCAGCCCAGCCCACGUUGCUGCUUAGAUUGAAAUGCAGAACUCAAGCCUCUUUCAUCGGGGCACAGACUUCCUUUUACUCCUUCCUUUUGCACUCUCGCCGCCUCCACCCGGGGAGAAUCGGAGGCACUCGCGGCCGGGGGCAGCGACAGGCCGGGCCACUGAGGCCUUGCGAAAAGUUUCUUUCUGGAACUGCGGAACUGGGGCCCGGCUGGUGUACUGCUCGGAGCAAUGGAACCAGCCUUCGGGGAGGUGAACCAGCUGGGAGGAGUGUUCGUGAACGGGAGGCCGCUGCCCAACGCCAUCCGGCUUCGCAUCGUGGAACUGGCCCAACUGGGCAUCCGACCGUGUGACAUCAGCCGCCAGCUACGGGUCUCACACGGCUGCGUCAGCAAGAUCCUGGCGCGCUACAACGAGACAGGCUCAAUCUUGCCAGGAGCCAUCGGGGGCAGCAAGCCCCGGGUCACCACACCCACCGUGGUGAAACACAUCCGGACCUACAAGCAGAGGGACCCCGGCAUCUUCGCCUGGGAGAUCCGGGACCGCCUGCUGGCAGACGGCGUGUGCGACAAGUAUAACGUGCCCUCGGUGAGCUCCAUAAGCCGCAUUCUGCGCAACAAGAUCGGCAACUUGGCCCAGCAGGGCCAUUACGACUCAUACAAGCAGCACCAGCCAGCACCGCAGCCUACGCUGCCCUACAACCACAUCUACUCGUACCCCAGCCCCAUCACGGCGGCGGCCGCCAAGGUGCCCACGCCACCCGGGGUGCCCGCCAUCCCAGGUUCGGUGGCCAUGCCGCGCACCUGGCCCUCCUCGCAUUCUGUCACCGACAUCCUGGGCAUCCGCUCCAUCACCGACCAAGUGAGCGACAGCUCCCCCUACCACAGUCCCAAAGUGGAGGAGUGGAGCAGCCUGGGCCGCAACAACUUCCCUGCCGCGGCCCCGCACGCGGUGAACGGGCUGGAGAAGGGAGCCUUGGAGCAGGAAGCCAAGUACGGCCAGGCACCAAAUGGUCUCCCAGCUGUGAGCAGUUUUGUGUCAGCCUCCAGCAUGGCUCCCUACCCUACCCCAGCCCAAGUGUCACCUUACAUGACCUACAGCGCUGCUCCUUCUGGUUAUGUUGCAGGACAUGGGUGGCAACAUGCCGGUGGCACCCCACUGUCCCCCCACAACUGUGACAUUCCCGCAUCACUGGCGUUCAAGGGAAUGCAGGCAGCCAGAGAAGGUAGUCAUUCUGUCACCGCCUCUGCACUCUGAUGGGAAAUUCCAUCUCCAGCAGCUUCACCUGGGUCUCCCCUUCUCAGCACAUCCUCCCCCUCUUCCCAGUUCUCACCACCCACCCCUCCUACCCUUCAACCCUCCUGCCUCAAGAGCUGGCUUUACGGACUCACAUCCUUUGUGCUGAUGACACUUAAAUAUUUCUUGCCAAUACUUCUCUCUCACGGAAACCUGAUAUAACUUUAGAACAUAAAAACAAAAGCAACGUUAAGGAUCGAAUGAGACAUUUGUGUUGCCCACACACUGUUUUAACGUAGUGAAGAAACCUACACCCCUCAAAGGGCUUAAGGAACUUUUGAAACUACUCUUUGGUAAAACCACACAUGUAUAUUUAUUCUAAAUCAACCUGAACUUUUGAAACGUGCAAUUGUUGAGAUUUUGCAAAAUCAAUAAAGGAAAAUACAUACAGAAAAAAAGAUAUGUUAUACCCUCUAAUCAAAUAAGGUAACCAAGUAAGCCUUAAUUCAUCAUAAGGAAGCCAAUCAAUAAUUGACUUUUUGACUGAUCCUUUGUUUAUUUUUAAGAGAUGACCUAUUGUGUUGAAAAGUAUGUGUAGAACCCAAGCAAUAUCUGAAUUUAGCUCCUCCUGGUGUUUUGACUUGGUUCCAAAUACAAUAAUGUUUAUAUUUUCUAUUAGCUUGUAAAUAUGGACUCUGGAUGGUACAUUUGUGUCUUCAUUCCAUAAAAGACUUCCCUCUCCCCCCCCACCCCCCAUUUCUUUCUUUCUUUUUUGCAAAGGUGACUUUCUGACAAUAUCUUUGUCUCUUUUUGGUGGUGGGCUGCUUGGGCUCCUGGACCUGGACUUGCCCCCAAAUUUUGUGUGUGCAGUGAAGGCUUCAACAUCUCAUGAAGGACACUUUCUUUCUACAGGAGAGGACUCAAAAAACACAUAAAACAAGCCAGUCUCCCAUUUUGCAUCCUAAUCAAACAACACACAUGCCAAGCAUAUAAAGACAAGAGGGUGGAAAGUAUCUGAACAAGAAGGCGCUAAAGGAAGUCACUUAGAAACUUAAGUUUAAUGUGAAAUGUUUUGCAAAGACACUUAAAAUGAACUUUAUGUUAAGAAAACCACUGUGAAACUAAAUUGUACUGUUAUUGUUGGCUUACCUGUGUGUUCAGCAAUCUCAGCUCCAAAUUAUGUUGUAAUUUAAAGAAAAUGGAAAAUUCUGCUCUAAUGAAUGUAACAAUGGCUUGCUGUGAAGUUUACAUUGUUGUACAGAAGCAUGUUUCACAUGUAGGUAAACUGGUGGUGGUAUUAGAAAUACAAAUGCUAUUUAAUUUUAACAAAUUCCCUUUAUUCAUUUCUGGAAUUACAGGACACAGUUUAACUGAUAAAA
This is a messenger RNA of Galeopterus variegatus (Sunda flying lemur), 2774 nucleotides long. It is a transcript of the gene PAX9, whose product is annotated as paired box 9. NCBI's taxonomy places the organism in Eukaryota, Metazoa, Chordata, Mammalia, Dermoptera, Cynocephalidae. Gene Ontology annotation, biological process: anatomical structure development; regulation of transcription by RNA polymerase II. The record is from RefSeq and is a predicted model, not a curated record. The transcript is spliced from 4 exons. The coding region runs from base 391 to 1416 and encodes 341 amino acids. Gene Ontology annotation, molecular function: RNA polymerase II cis-regulatory region sequence-specific DNA binding; DNA-binding transcription factor activity, RNA polymerase II-specific.